AUGGACAGAAAUGGAGGAGGUUUCUUCCGUAUUGCGCCGCCCGGGAUUUCUCGAAAUAGGGGUUCGCAGGGGCCGGCGCCUUACCAGUGCACUUCGCCAUCGCAGACCACCGUGUGUCCAUUGAGUCUGCAGGUGGGCAUGGAGUUGGCAUUUCUUGCUUCACGAGUCCAUAAAGAGAAAGCAGGUAGCUCUCGAAAAGCUCUUCAGCCUGCUCAGCCCGCACAGCACACUUGCCCAGCGGUUGCAGAACCCUUCAUGCCGCACGGUGAAGAGUUAGCAUUUAAUCCUCCCAUUAGAGUGCAAGAUUGCAAUCCGUUUCAACAGCCGCUGAGACCCUUGGAGAUCCGGGGGACCAAGGUUCAUUUGGAUCCGCAGGAGCCCGCAGGUUCUGAGGGACCCUCCUCCUGUGCGUUCGAAUUGUCUAUGAGGGGAAGACUCUCAGAUCUGGUUCUAGAGGGCAGGCUUCAAGGAGCUGCAUACGCAAUUCUGGAGGUGGACAGCAGUUGGGUCUGGCUGCUUAGCGCUUAUGGCUUAUACAGCCCCAAGGCGUCCCGUGUGGUCGAGCAACUGUUGCGCAAGUUUGGGGAGCGUCUCAGCACGUAUCAACAAGAUGGAGAAACUCCACCUCACAAUGGCCUUCCAUCCUCGGCGAACUGCAGCAGCAGUCCCCGCAGUAGUAGCUCUGCCGGCGCACAGGAAGCAGAGCCCCUAGCUGGACAGAUGAGAACCUCAGAGGACCUCAGCGGCAGUAUCAUCGAGAACAGCCUCGGUUCAUUUUGA
Eimeria acervulina is the source of this 780-nucleotide messenger RNA. RefSeq lists its product as hypothetical. The record is from RefSeq and is a predicted model, not a curated record. Bases 1 to 780 code for a protein of 259 amino acids. The transcript is spliced from 2 exons. Lineage: Eukaryota; Apicomplexa; Conoidasida; Eucoccidiorida; Eimeriidae.